AUGAAAGAUGAUGUUGAACGAGUUAUUCUGUUAACAAAUGUUGCCGUGAACAUCCCUCUGGCUUUGACCUCUGUUAUUGGGAAUUCUAUGGUUCUACACGCAAUACGGAAAACGCCAUCUCUUCGAUCGCCACUAACUUUUCUUAUCUGUGGAUUGGCUUUAUCAGAUCUCGCUGUUGGUACACUUGUACAACCUUUCUUUAUAGCAGAUAUUUUGGUUCAGUUGUAUGUUCAGUCUCAGGGAUUUAAACAUACAUUUCGUCGUUGUUACAACACAGUUGGUUUCUAUCUGUGUGGAGUGUCACUAUGUACAAUAGCUUGUAUUAGCAUUGACAGGCUUAUCGCUGUUCAAAAACCCUUACGAUAUCCAAGUAUUGUCACAAAGUACAGAAUAAGCCGU
Porites lobata is the source of this 399-nucleotide messenger RNA. NCBI's taxonomy places the organism in Eukaryota, Metazoa, Cnidaria, Anthozoa, Scleractinia, Poritidae. The record is from the annotation of a GenBank genome assembly.